AUGACGGCGCCUUCCUCCAGCAACCGGCUGAAGCUCACUCCCUCCAAUUCACCUUUUCUCACCACCCGACGCCCGAGGUCUCCGCUGCGCGGCCGGCCCGUCUUCGACUCCCGCCUCUCGCUCAAGAGGGUUGUCGGCACCACAUGCCGCUCGCCCACCGCCUUUGACGCCGUCGGAGCCAGCUUCGCCUACACCGCUGGCGGUGCCGUCGUGGUUGUCCGCGUCGACGCCGAUCAGUACACCCAGCGAUUCUACCGAGCCCGCCCCAAUGUUGCCUCGCUCUACGCCUCGCCAAACGCGCCUUCUACACCGACGACGACGACAACGACGACCCCAAAGGCCAAUGACAGCCGCAACCGUGUGGCCGCCGGCUACCGAGACUCCCACGGCGCGCCGGACUGGGCUGAUGGAAUGCCUAGGACGUGGACCAGCCGUGAGCGCAUCAAGGCAGCCACCUGCCUGAGUCUAAGCCCGGACGGCAAGUAUUUGGCUGUGGGCGAGACUGGAUAUGCGCCCCGGGUCUUAAUCUUCAGCCUCCAGGACACAUCCUCCGACAUUCCUCUGGUCUCAAUCAGCGAGCAUGCGUUUGGCGUCAACGCCGUCGCGUGGUCCGCCGACUCCAAGUAUCUCGCCUCCCUCGGUGCCGCCAACGAUGGCUUUCUGUAUGUCUGGAAGGUCGACCCCCGGAACGGCCAGACCAAGCUGUUCCAGCAAAAUAGAUGCACGUCCUACGUCAAGGACAUGGUGUGGCUGGGCAACUCCCUCAUUACUUUUGGCGUCCGGCACAUGAAGAUGUGGAAAAUUGAUGAAAAUGCCGGCAUCUCUCCGACGAAACCAAAGUUCCCGCCCGAUCAUCCUCCUCCUUCGCCAACUUCCCAAAAGACAUUGCCUGGCCGGAAUAUCAUCCUUGGAGGGCUUCUGGAAGCCACUUUUAGCUGCGCGGCCGUGGACGACAGCCGUCUCGUCAUCUGCACCGAGGCGGGCGAUGUAUGCAUUCUGGACGGCGACGAUAGGCAGAUGAAAGUCGUCUCCAUCCUCAAUCUUGACUUCUCUAUAUCAACCAUCCAGUUGCGGGAUAAUGUGGCUUACGUUGGUGGAAAAGACGGAAGUUUCACCAAGCUCGACGUCGCUGGGCUCAUGGACGGGCGCAAGGAUUGUGUUAUCAGCGCUUCCAAGACCUCGACUGGCUUGGUGGCUCUGGGUUUCAUGACAAACCAUUCAGUCACCAUCGACGCCAGAGGUUCGAUUGACGUCUGGGAUUCGGACCACGUACCGGGCCAAACGGCUGAGCCAUCGUUGCACAUCAAUAUCCCUGGCCAUGGAGAUCCAGUUGCCGGUAUCUGUCCCAUGGACCGAUUGAAUGAGAUGCAGGCGGCUUUUCUGACGUGGUCAUACUCUGGGAAGGUGACAUUUUGGGACCUGGAUGGCCAAGUCAAAGUAUCCAUCAUUGUGCCUCUGGAAGGCUUGAAUGUGCCUGAUUCUAACGCGGAGCCGGCGAAUCAAUUGACCUGCGUCAAGGUCUCCAAGAGUGGGCGCCUCCUGGCCACGGCCGACCGCCUUGGUGUGUUGAGAGUUACAGACACAGUCACUGGGGAUUGCCUGCUCGAUACCAAGGCUCACUCAGCUGAUUGCACUUCCAUCAGCCUGUACGAAGACGAGGGGAGAUUCAUCAUGGCUUGUUGUGGUAGGGACCGCACGGCGCAGCUAUUUCACCGUACCUCUACGGGCGGCACUAUCGAGCAUUUCCAAACAAUUGAGUUUGCUUCGCGGGUCGUACAGGUGCUUGUCCCAUCGGAUGACAAGGUCAUCACUUGCUCCUGGGACCGCACGAUGCACAUUCACGAUCUGGUGACCAAGGAAGGGGAGCCUGACGCAAUCGCGGCCAUUCUUUCAAAGGUGGUCUCCCUCAAGGCGUCGCCAACUUCCAUGACCGCGAGCUUGGAUAAUCGGACCUUAUUUGUCUCGAUGCUGGACCGAUCUGUCUGCCAAUACGAUAUCCUAACGGGGCGACCGAUCAACUGCUUCAAGUGCAUGGACGAGAGCGGUAUAGAAUCCGCGGUUCUCGAGUCACUCUCUAUCGAGCAGGGUGCGCCCAGAGACUCUGACUUUCUGCUGGCCGCCUCCAACACGGACAAGUCGAUUCGACUCUAUGACUCCAUUUCCGGGGCAUUUCUGGACCGGGAAUGGGGCCACACCGAGGCCAUCAAUGGCGUGGCCUUUGUGGAUGACGGCGAUGAAGGCAGAAAGGUUGUGAGUGUUGCUGCGGACGGGACCAUCAUGAUAUGGAGCCUCGAUGUACAUGAGCGGCAGAGAAGCAGAGAGCCGUCGCCGGCGAGAGAAGCAACUUCGGGCAGGCCGCCGCUGCGAAAAGUCCUGUCCAAGGCCGAGCUGGCAGAGUUCCAACGGCCUCGCGAGAACUCAACGGGUCAGCGCACCUCGCCGCCAUCGCCGCCAGCACAAUCUCGAACUUUGCGGAAGCGCACUUCCCGACUCAAUCUGUCUUCUACCACCCCCGGCUCCAAGACGCCGUCGCAGAUCAGUCCUGGCAACAGCCGGACCACAGACGACACUCCUUCACGUCGAACCACUGCAAACAGCCCUCCGCUGAGCCCGAGAUCCAGACUGCAUCGUAGGCCUUCGCUACCGGCCCUGGGCCAAGCAGCGCGCAAGAAGAACUCUACUCCCAACCUUCGUGGUAAUGCCUCGUUGACCACAGCGACGGAACAAGCCUGCCGCACCUUGAGAGCGUACCGGAAGAAGCUCACAUCCGCCGAGCCGAUCAAUCCAGAUGCCCUUGGCGAGCUCGAUCAGGAGCUGCGGUUCACCGCGGCCGCGCUGGGCGACCGCGCCAUUAGGAGCAGGGCCAUGAACGAGACUGUCCUGAGCGGACUUCUAGACCAAUACUCUGAAAGGCUCGUCACUCUGCUGGACGAGAAGCUGCGCCUGACCGGCCAGCCCGCCGAGCGGGACACGGAGGCGUCAAGCGAGGAUCGCCGCGGCAGUACUGACGAGACUUCAAGCACAACAUCAUCUUGA
Molecule: messenger RNA, 3036 nt
Organism: Trichoderma reesei QM6a
Lineage: Eukaryota; Fungi; Ascomycota; Sordariomycetes; Hypocreales; Hypocreaceae
Exons: 1
Coding region: 1-3036 (1011 amino acids)
Biological process (GO): mitotic spindle organization; regulation of mitotic cell cycle
Cellular component (GO): mitotic spindle
Molecular function (GO): protein binding
Source: RefSeq, a predicted model, not a curated record